Molecule: messenger RNA, 2355 nt
Organism: Aedes albopictus (Asian tiger mosquito)
Lineage: Eukaryota; Metazoa; Arthropoda; Insecta; Diptera; Culicidae
Product: SET domain-containing protein SmydA-8-like
Exons: 7
Coding region: 169-1992 (607 amino acids)
Molecular function (GO): protein binding
Source: RefSeq, a predicted model, not a curated record
GACGAAAUAGGCCCCCGCCAGACAAAUGGAAACACGACAGCUCAACUUAGUGUGCGCUCGCUUCUGGCGGUGGAUGGGAAGUAUAUCCGUCGGCGGUCGGUCGUUGGAUCAAUCGGUCAGUUUGGGUCAAUCAAAAAGUGUUGUUCGGUUAUUUCGGAGCCGUUGUUGAUGGUAGUUGGAAGUUCAAUGACUGCCGGAGAAGGACGGUGUGCGGUGUGUGGCGUUUCCGGUGGGAAACGAUGUGGCGGUUGUCAGCAGGUCAGCUACUGCGGUAGGGACCAUCAGCGGCAGCACUGGAAGGCUGGUCAUCGGGAGCAGUGCCGGUGUUUUAAGAUCUCCAAAAACGCAACCCUCGGACGCCAUCUGACGGCAACCCGUCCAAUCAACCGUGGCGAAGUCAUCUACACCGACACCCCUCUUCUGUUGGGUCCAAAAAUUGCCAGCACAGCGGUUUGCCUCGGUUGCCACCGGAGCUUGGCACCGCAAUUAUUGCAACGUUCGACAGAUGACGACGCUCCACAGAUUGAUUUUCAUCACUGUCGCCACUGCAGUUGGCCUUUGUGCGGUCCCGCAUGUGAAACCUCAUCUCAACACAAGGACGAAUGCCCUCUGCUGGCCCGGUCAUCCAAAGCCGUACGUUCGCGGAUCCAUUUCAACCCCACCGAUCCAACCCGGAAAGAAUCUUCCUACUGCGUAGUGGUUCCCCUCAGAGCCCUCCUCCUCAAGCGAUCAAACCCCCAACGCUUCCAGAACACCUUCCUCACCUUGGAGUCGCAUCUGGAAACGCGCCUCAAAACGCCCCUCUACGCGGCCCUCCGCACCAAUCUGGUUCCAUUUGUGCGUGACGUCCUUGGGAUGCGGGCGGAGGUCACCGAGCAGGAGCUGCUGCAAAUUGCUGCCAUUUUGGACACCAACUGCUACGACGUUCGGCUACCGGAGCGGGACGUGAAGGUUCGCGGUUUGUACGAGCUGGGCGCCAUGAUGUCCCAUCAUUGCCGACCGAACACCAAGCAUUUCUUUGAUGAGAAGCUGCGGUUGGUCGUGGUGGCUACAGUGGACAUUCCGAAGGACGGCGUAAUUAGCAUUUCCUACACCCAGCCACUGAUGGGCACCAUUCAGCGUCGCUAUGCCAUCCAACAGGCCAAGUGCUUUGAAUGCGGCUGCGACCGGUGCCGGGAUCCGACCGAGCUGGGCACCUACGUGGGGUCCGUUGUUUGCCCCCUGUGCCACAAAGCCAAGGUUGUCCCCUUCGACCCGUUGGAUCUCCGCUCGGAGUGGCACUGCCAGAGCCGUAAGUGUUCCUUCCGCGAGCCCGCCAUCAAUAUGGUGCGACGAAACGAGCAUCUCCAGGCAACCGUCAUGACGCUGAGCCGUUCGGCAUCGCCACGUGAUGGGUACGAGCGCUUUCUGGUCACACAUUUGGAAGCCCCAAAGGACGAUAACGGUGGCGACGGCGACGGCGACGACAAUGGGAUGCUCCUGCACCCGUGGAAUACCAAUGUGCUGCAGGUGAAGUACGCUCUGACGCAGCUUUACCGGGGAGCCGCCACCGACCAACCGGAAGCUCACCUUCGCCGCCAGGUGGCACUCUGUCAGGACCUGCUGGAGGUGGCCGACCGACUCGAGCCCGGAUUUAGCCCCUUCCGGGGAAAACUUCUGGUCGCACUGCGGGAUGCAUUGCUAAUUCUGGUUGGGCGAGAGGAAGAGAACGUGUCACCACCGCCGCCGGUUGAUUCAAAUGGCGGGCACGUCCGUCCGACGACAUCGGUUACGACAAUGGCGGCUUCGGCGGCGGUGACGACUACGGCCACGUCCAAACGGCGCAGGCAGAAGGGCAGAAUCAAUCCCGAGAUUCCCGCCAACACCGGUUACGAAAAAUCCACGGCACAGCUCCUGCAGGAGGUUGAAACGGAGCUAACGGAGAUGCGGAAGUCGGAUCCAACGUUGGAGCAACAACGCCCAGCCAAAAACACAAUCUCCGUGACGAAAUAAAGAUGGAGCAAAAAAAAACUGAAAGCUACACAGAGAUGAAAUCAAAUAAAUGCUUAAUUCGGUUCCAACCGCAUGGUUCGUGUGGUUCAUUCAAUUUACAUUUGGCAUUUUUUUUUUUCGAAGAAUUCUUCGCGUAAAAGUCUGUGCCUGUCUGUAAGCAUUGAAUUUCCCAGUGAAAAGAUCCUAGCGUAUCCGUGAAUCGUUCGAAUUGAGUAGACAUGGAAAUUUGGAAAAUUUGAUUUAUGAUUAAAUGGAAGAGGCAUUUGCUAGAUUAAAGAAUAUUUUAAUCGUAAUAAAAUCAAUAGUGAUGAAAUGGAUUGACAGUUCCUAUGAAAUCUCCAUCUCACUUGAAAUUUCGCGUUA